UCGAUAAAACUAGCAUGUUGUUCGACGGUCACCCUACUGCUUAGAAUAUUAAUGAAAACACAAAAAUGAAACCGAGAUCGCAGAAAACCCAAGGAAAAGCCAAUGGAAAACCAUUCAAUGGCCCUGGCAAAGUGGCCCUCAACCAUAAGCCCUAUUUCAAGAACAAAAACAAGCAAAAGGCCAAAGGGGAUAAACCAAAUAAACCCAAUAAACCAGAGAUCCGGAAAAUGAAACGCCAGGAAAAGGCUUCUCAGGCAGCGGCGGAAAGAGAAAAAGUUCGUGCGGAGCGGGAUGCCAAAGUAAAGGCCUACAAACAACAGCGUUUGGAGAAAACCAAGGCCAUUAGCAAAAGAACACAAAAAGGGCAGCCUUUGAUGAAGGAUCGCAUGCAGCUCCUUUUGAAGCAGAUCGAAGAGAUGAAGCGUCGUUAAGAGGCAAAAAUAUGAUUACUUUUAAAGUAGGUUUACUUUAUUUCUAGUUUAAAUAAAUUGUUUUCCACAUUUACUUUAGUUUGGCACAUAUUUUAUAAGUUGAAUACAUUAAUGAUUUGAUCUAAA
Molecule: messenger RNA, 557 nt
Organism: Drosophila eugracilis
Lineage: Eukaryota; Metazoa; Arthropoda; Insecta; Diptera; Drosophilidae
Product: thyroid transcription factor 1-associated protein 26
Exons: 3
Coding region: 66-431 (121 amino acids)
Source: RefSeq, a predicted model, not a curated record